ACCCCUUUUUUUUUCUUAAUAAACAUACACAAAUAUGACUUCUCUCGGACGCGGUGUUUUUGUUCCUGUACCUACUUUUUUCAAGCAAAAUGAAGACCUUGACUUGGAAGCCUUCGAUAAGCAUAUUGAAUACUUGUCCAAGUCUGGUAUUGCUGGUGUUGUAGUUUUAGGUUCUAUGGGAGAAGCUGUUAGCUUAUCCGAACAUGAAAGAGAUCUUGUCAUCGAGCAAGCCGCCAAAUCUAUCAAGAAGCACAAUCCUGCAUUGAAAUUAAUUGCAGGUACCUCUGCUCAAAGUGCCAGAACCACCAUCCUCUAUACCAAGCAAGCCGCCCAACAAGGAGCUGAGUUCACCUUAAUUUUACCUCCUUCUUUCUAUCGUGGAGCUAUUGACCAUGAUGCUAUUGUCCGAUUCUUCACAGCAGUAGCAGAUGCAUCUCCCUUGCCUGUCAUUAUCUACAACUACCCUGGUGUCUGUCAAGGUCUUGACUUAAGUGUUCAGGUCCUUGUGGAAUUAUCGCGUCAUCCUAAUAUUAUUGGUGUCAAGGGAACAGAUGGUAACGUGGGUAAAAUGGCAAAUUUAGUCAGAAAGACAGAUCCCAAAGAGGUCACUUUAUUGGCUGGAUCUGCUGAUUUCUUCUUACCCGAGUUAGUGAUUGGAGCUGUUGGAUUAAUUCCUGGAGCAGGUAAUAUCUUCCCUAGUCUCUGUGUUCAAGUGCAGACAUUAUAUGAAGAUGGUAAAUUAAAAGAGGCAACUGAGUUACAACAUAAGCUUGUGGAGGCCGAUGAUGCACUCUGUAGAUGGCACGGUAUUCCAGGCAUCAAGAGCUUUAUUCAAACCAGAUUAGGCUAUGGUCAUGGUGUCUGUCGUAAUCCUCUUGGUUUAGCCUCUAAAGCCAAUGCACAAGCGAUUGAAGAAGCUGUAAACGAGGUCUGGCAUCUUGAGCAAACUUAUCAUUAAAUUAUUACGUAAUAAAAUGACGAAUGAAUUCUGAUUGGUUCGUAAAAUACUUCACUGUAAAAA
Mucor mucedo is the source of this 1021-nucleotide messenger RNA. RefSeq lists its product as uncharacterized. The transcript is spliced from 2 exons. Gene Ontology annotation, molecular function: 4-hydroxy-tetrahydrodipicolinate synthase activity. Bases 35 to 958 code for a protein of 307 amino acids. Lineage: Eukaryota; Fungi; Mucoromycota; Mucoromycetes; Mucorales; Mucoraceae. The record is from RefSeq and is a predicted model, not a curated record.